CUUUAAAUCUCCCUGCAGCUUCAUUCUGACCAAAGCAGACCAAAGAGAGACAGCAACAACGCCUUCAACAACUUAAAUCACCAGAACCACCUUGAAGGAUGAAUCCCAUCAGGCGCAGAGAGUCGGUUUGCAGGAGUCUGUUCGGACCGGUGGACCACGACCAGCUGCGCCGGGACUUGAAGCAGAGGCUGAAGGAGAUCACCGAGCAGGACAGCCGCCGCUGGAACUUUAACUUCCAGAGUGACACGCCGCUGCCUGGCAGGUUCCAGUGGGAGGAAAUACCCGCAGACUGCACCGCUGUGCUCUACCAAGAGUCCGCACAGUUAAAGGACUCCGUCUGUGAGGAUGACGACAGGCUGAGCGACCGUGAGGAAAGUGCAGGGACCGACCAGGAGAACUGCUCCAGCAUCUCCAACACGCACAAGUGCCCCGCUGAAGUAACGCCCGUCCGGAGGAAGAGGACGCACUCCAAAUCGGCACCCAAACCAAGAAGCAACGCACGAAUUACAGAUUUUUUCGCAAAGAGAAGGAGGACGACAGAAACAAAGAGUGCCAUGAAUCCUUUCCACACGAGCUCCAGUGAAGCAGCUCAAUGCAAAACAAUACGAUGAACACUCUGCUGAAAAUGGACUAUUUAUAUAUUUAUAUGCAUUUUGAUGUACUGGACUAAGGCCUAUUCACUGCACCAAAGGAUUUUAUGUUAUUUUGUUUUAAUGUUAUUUUAUUUUUUGUGAACUGUGGUAAAAAUACACCACUUUGUGUUAUUUAUAUUAUUUAUUAUUUUUUUAAUUUAACUUCAUUUUUCACUGAUUAUGUCAUAUGUAUUGUUUGUUUUUCUUGUUAUUUUUCAUUGGUAUUAUUGUUUUGUCAGAGAAUUUUGAUGACUUGAAUGCAUUUUUUGUUUAACUGCUAUGUUUCAUCUCUUUGUUGGUGAAUUUCUGUAACACGAGCUGCUUCUGUUAACGUCAUAGAAAAGCACUAUUUUGUCCUCGUUGUGUUUGUCUAAAUGAACCGAGCUGCAGAUCACAAAGCUUGUAAAUGCCUACGAAUGUUUCAAUUUUAAUAAAUAGUUUUUAUCA
Larimichthys crocea (large yellow croaker) is the source of this 1079-nucleotide messenger RNA. It is a transcript of the gene cdkn1ca, whose product is annotated as cyclin dependent kinase inhibitor 1Ca. The coding region runs from base 99 to 611 and encodes 170 amino acids. Gene Ontology annotation, biological process: negative regulation of mitotic cell cycle; negative regulation of cyclin-dependent protein serine/threonine kinase activity. The transcript has 2 exons. The record is from RefSeq and is a predicted model, not a curated record. Gene Ontology annotation, molecular function: cyclin-dependent protein serine/threonine kinase inhibitor activity. Lineage: Eukaryota; Metazoa; Chordata; Actinopteri; Sciaenidae. Gene Ontology annotation, cellular component: nucleus.